Molecule: messenger RNA, 3387 nt
Organism: Varanus komodoensis (Komodo dragon)
Lineage: Eukaryota; Metazoa; Chordata; Lepidosauria; Squamata; Varanidae
Gene: TEK
Product: TEK receptor tyrosine kinase
Exons: 21
Coding region: 190-3387 (1065 amino acids)
Biological process (GO): positive regulation of MAPK cascade; positive regulation of kinase activity; cell surface receptor protein tyrosine kinase signaling pathway
Cellular component (GO): signaling receptor complex; plasma membrane
Molecular function (GO): transmembrane receptor protein tyrosine kinase activity; ATP binding; protein binding
Source: RefSeq, a predicted model, not a curated record
GGAAAAAGGAACUUAAAACUCCCUUAGCUGAGGCCACCACAAAGCUUGAUCUAGCCCACUCCAGCAUUACGACUGACUUGUCGUUCGCUGGCAAGCAAGAGCUGCUGUACGAUGCGAGGAAAUAGCAAGAAUUAAGGGCUAUCCUACUGAAAGGACGGCUAUUAUUCCAGGAACUGCAGUGCAAACUGGAUGGAUAUACUUGGCAAAGCAUGGACUUUUUUAACACUUCUGGUUUUCUGUGUAUUCAGCCUCCUGCUUUCAGGUAAUGUGGAGGCCGCACUUGACUUGGUAUUGAUCAAUUCACUCCCUACCGUAGCCGAUUCGGAGACAUCGCUCAUCUGCGUCACAUCUAGAUGGUGUUCCCCGGACUCUAUCAAAAUUGGGAGAGACUACGUGUCCUUGAUGAAUCAGCAUCCAGAUGCCCUGGAGGUGACAGAAGACGAGGGGUGGGGAAUAGCAAAGAAGGUAGUAUGGCCAAGGGAAAAGUCUGGUGAAAGCAUUGGCGCCUACUACUGUGAAGGCAAAUUCAAAGAUCAAGUGAGGAGGAUACUUACCAUGAAGAUGCAGCAAACAGCUUCCUUCCUUCCAGAGGCUUUAACAAUCACAGCCAACAAGGGGGAACUCGUCAACAUUCCCUUCAGCCGAACGGUUGUUAAGGAGGAGGAUGCCGUCAUCUACAAAAAUGGUACUUUCAUCUAUUCGGUCCUCAAGCACGAAGUUCCCCCUGUGCUACAAGUGCCUCUCACCCCGGUCCAGCUCUCCGAUGCAGGCGUCUACUCUGCCAGAUACAUUGGAGGAAGCCACUUCACUUCGGCCUACACUCGGCUGAUAGUACGAAGGUGUGAAGCUCAGAAAUGGGGACCAGAAUGCAACUCUCCCUGUCCAGACUGCCAGAACAGUGGCAUCUGCCAUGAAGAUACCGGAGGAUGCAUUUGCCCGCCAGGCUUCAUGGGGAAAACAUGCGAGAAGGCUUGUGGAGAAAACAGAUUCGGAAGAGCUUGCCAAGAAACCUGUAAGGCAAAAUCAGGUUGCAAGUCUUUUAUGUUUUGCCUGCCUGAUCCAUAUGGCUGCUCAUGUGCAUCAGGAUGGAAGGGACUCCAGUGUGACAAAGCUUGUGAGCCUGGUUCUUAUGGGCCAGAUUGCAAACUGAAGUGUAACAACUGCAGUAACCAGGGAAUGUGUGACAGCAUUAAGGGAUGUGUGUGCCAGCCUGGUUGGCAUGGUCUGCAAUGUGAAAAAGAAGGUGCACCGGAUGAAUCACCUCAGAUAGUGAACUUACCCAGUACAGUGGAACUCAAUUCAGGCUCAGAGUUUAAAUCUACCUGCAUAGUUACUGGCAAACCGCUUCCUACAGAAGGUGAAAUCACAUUGAUAAAAAAGGACGGGUCAGUCCUUCAGCCUAUCACAGUGGCCAACAGAAGCAAUCGAUCAGAAGCAACAGAAGCCACAUUUCACAUCGAGAAUGUCCAGCCUUCUGAUUCUGGAAUAUGGGUUUACAGUGUUGAGACAGUAGCAGGCAUGGUGGAGAAACUGGUCCAUGUCACAGUUAAAGUUCUUCCUGUGCCUCAAAAAGAACCAACAUUGGUAGAAAGAGGACAUAAUUUUCUCACCAUUGCAACAAAUGCUGAUUCAUACUCCGGAGAUGGACCGAUUGUAUCAACUAAAAUUCUCUAUAAAAGUGCCAAAAGUCCAUGGAAGUCAGAGGAAGUCACUGAAAAGACCAAGAGGCUAGACCAUCUGGAACCAAACACGGAAUAUUUUUUCUGUGUCCGGCUGACUCGCAGAGGAGAGGGGGGCACAGGACAUCCGGGGCCAACAGGCAGUUUCACUACAGCUGCUGUUGGUCUCCCUCCACCAACAGGCCUCACCCUCGUUCCUCAAAGUACAACCGCUCUGAAAUUGUCGUGGCAGCCAGUGGUUCUGCAUGGGGAAGGCGACAUCCGCAUGGAAGUGGAAAAGAAGAGUGUGGCAGAUAUGAGUGACAAGAGUACGGAUAGGUUUCCACUGCAACGAAAUCAGUCUACUCUGCUCAUUGACAAUUUAGAGCCCAGGCAUCAGUAUAUGUGCCGAGUCCGUGUGAACAGCAAGUCGGAAGGAGAAUGGAGUGACUAUCUGUAUGCAUGGACCCUCAGUGACCGAAUUCCUCCUUCACCGGAUAAUGUCAAGAUUAUGAAUGUCACAGACUCCUCUGCGAUUAUCUCUUGGUCCACUGCUGAAGGACACUCCAUCUCCUCCAUCAUCCUCAGCUGCAACAUUAAUGGCAAGACCGAGUACAACCAGAUUGAUGUCACCAUAAGAAAUACCACCAUUACCCAGUACCACCUCAAGGGUCUUGAGCCAAACAGUGAAUAUCAGGUUCAGAUAAAGGCCCGGAACAAUGUCGGAUUAAGCACACCAAGCCCUUCCUAUGAUUUGAAAACUCUCCCAGAAACCAAAGUUCCGCAUGAGCCGAAGGGAGGGAGGAUGCUGCUGAUCGCAAUCCUCGGCUCCGCAGGGAUGACGUGCUUGACGAUCCUGCUGGCCUUUUUCAUUAUGCUGCAGCUGAAGCGUGCCAACUUCCAGCGGCGAAUGGCCCAGGCCUUCCAAAACGUGGUGAGAGAUGAACCAGCAGUGCAAUUCAAUUCUGGAACUCUUACCCUGAACCGGAAAGCCAAAAAUAGUCCAGAUUCAACUAUUUACCCAGUUCUGGAGUGGAAUGACAUCAAAUUUCAGGACGUGAUUGGAGAGGGCAACUUUGGCCAAGUGCUGAAAGCACGAAUCAAGAAAGAUGGAUUACGAAUGGAUGCCGCCAUCAAAAGGAUGAAGGAAUACGCCUCCAAGGACGAUCACAGAGAUUUUGCGGGAGAACUGGAAGUACUUUGCAAGCUUGGACAUCAUCCCAACAUCAUAAAUCUUUUGGGGGCAUGUGAACAUCGAGGCUACCUCUACCUCGCGAUUGAAUACGCGCCCCAUGGAAACUUGCUAGACUUUCUGCGGAAGAGCCGAGUCCUUGAGACUGAUCCGGCUUUUGCCAUUGCCAACAGCACGGCCUCCACACUUUCCUCCCAACAGCUCCUGCACUUUGCAGCAGAUGUGGCCAGAGGAAUGGACUACCUGAGCCAGAAACAGUUUAUCCACCGGGAUCUGGCAGCAAGAAACAUCUUGGUUGGAGAAAAUUAUGUUGCAAAAAUAGCAGACUUUGGGUUGUCUAGAGGCCAAGAGGUUUAUGUUAAAAAGACCAUGGGAAGGCUUCCUGUGCGAUGGAUGGCUAUUGAAUCCCUCAACUACAGCGUGUACACCACAAACAGUGAUGUGUGGUCAUAUGGUGUGCUACUGUGGGAAAUAGUUAGCUUAGAAAAUGAAGUCAACCUUCUGGAUUUCCCUGUAUGUCGCACCACAUUCCUUUAA